Ilex paraguariensis (yerba mate) is the source of this 849-nucleotide messenger RNA. The record is from the annotation of a GenBank genome assembly. Lineage: Eukaryota; Viridiplantae; Streptophyta; Magnoliopsida; Aquifoliales; Aquifoliaceae.
AUGGAAAAAGCAUGGAGGCCUAAUGUUGAGAUAUCUCCACCUUGCCCUCGUUGCGGUUCAUCCAACACUAAGUUCUGUUAUUACAACAACUACAGCUUGACACAGCCUAGGUACUUUUGUAAGAGUUGUAGAAGGUAUUGGACUAAAGGGGGCUCCCUCCGGAACGUGCCCGUUGGUGGUGGCUGCCGGAAAAGCAGGAGAGGGAAGUCGAUUCGCCUGUCAACCGAUGGUGUCUCCUCAAGAAGCUUGGCUUAUAGGAGUACCCCAUGCCCAAAUGGGACUUCCUUGGAUGAUUUUACAAACUCAUCGAUGGGGCCAGAUGGUCCAAACAUUGAUCUUGCAAUGGUUUAUGCCAACUUCUUGAAUCAACCACCUGAGCCAGAUACACAAGUACUUGAUCGUAUGCUUGAAUUGCCUCGGGAUAUUAAUCCAUCUUUUGAGCUUGCAAGUGCGUCUUCAAACAUUCAAAAGGAGUUCAGUACUCAUCUUCCACAAGAAAAUGGCAUUGUUGAACAUGUAACUCUUCCUGAAAGGUCCUCGGAGAUUCAAUUAAGUGACAGUGAUUCGAUAUAUUUGUUUGGGCUCAGGUCAAUUCAGAAUGAACAAGAGACAAUUCAGCAGUUUUUAAGUACUAAUCAGAUGAACUAUUCUGGGUUCCCAUCAUUGCCAGGUGAAGAGAUAGCCUCUGAAGAGAUUAUGUGGUCAAAUUCACAUAUCAUGGUUCAGAACCAUAUGUUCCACGCAACACAACCACCAGGGAAUGAACCAGAAGUUUCCAAACAAAACCUAUUAAUUGACAGCAGGAGCCCAUUUGAUUUUCCUAGCUGCGGAACUUUUUUCAGGCCCUGA